AAGAUUAUUUCCCAAAAGUUAUUUGUGUUCUCGGCCAAUUUUACAAAGAAAAUUGGCGUUCGCGUGUAGCGGUGGCUAGCGUGCACUAACGCCAGCUAAAGUUCACAGCUAGCUACGGAAACACAAGCGCGUGCUAACUAGCUAGCUGGCUCAAGGUUCUAUCGACGUUUUUCCUGGCGGAUAGCUAACUAAAUCCCUGGGCUGUACUGCCUGAACCCUAGUGGCAAGUGUGGAUGAAGGAAGCAUGCAGACCAUAAAGUGUGUGGUGGUGGGCGAUGGUGCCGUGGGUAAGACUUGCCUUCUAAUCUCCUACACAACAAACGCCUUCCCGGAGGAGUACAUCCCCACCGUGUUCGACAACUACAGUGCCCAGAUAAGUGUGGACGGCCGCGCCAUCAGCCUCAACCUGUGGGACACGGCCGGCCAGGAGGAGUACGACCGCCUGCGCACCCUCUCCUACCCCCAGACCAAUGUCUUCAUCAUCUGUUUCUCCAUCGGCAGCCCCUCCUCUCAUGCCAACGUACGACACAAGUGGCACCCAGAGGUAUCCCACCACUGUCCUGGAAUUCCAGUGCUGCUGGUGGGCACCAAGAAGGAUCUGCGUGGAGAUGUGGAGGCGGUGAAGAAGUUGAAGGAGCACGGCCUGGCCCCCACCAACCAACAGCAGGGUAAUGCCUUAGCCAAGCAGAUCGGCGCCGUCAAAUACCUGGAGUGCUCAGCUCUGAUGCAGGACGGUGUGAGGGAGGUGUUUGAAGAGGCCGUGCGAGCUGUGCUCUACCCCGUAACCAAGAAAAAUGGAAAGAAGUGUGUUGUGUUAUAACUAUGUGCCUAGACUGUAGGGGGACUGGGGGAAGAGACUAACGAUUGGCACUGCCAUUUUGGCUCCCAAUAUGCCUUCCACGUUCUAACCCUUGCCACUUGUUAGCAUUGCCUGGCUUCAAUAUUAAUUGGUUGUUUGUCAAGAGGUCCUCUCCACUAAGAUGUGGUUUUAAUUGAUGCCAACAGCCUUCCUAUGGAUUUCUUUGUAUCUCUGAAUUCAAAACUACAGUGACGAUGCUGAGGGAUUUCAAUGGUGCCUUCUCAGCAACUUGCUGCCUUGUCCUCACUGGCUGUAUGUUUAAGAAGAUUACAAUUGAUUUGACACCUUUGCUUUUCUCCUUCAUCAGGCCAGUCUUGUAAUGUGUUGAUCUUUUUUUGUGAACUUUGCUCUUGUUUUCAUCAGAUGUGAUUUACAGGAAUGUUGUGUCAAUCAGUAGCCACUGUUAAACAUUAUGUUCAUUCCUCUGUGCCAUUACAGUAAUAGUUGUAGUGUGGAUUGUCAAUAAGAUAGUUUGCCUUUAACGUGGUUCAUAAGCCAGGGUCACAGGAUAUCUGCCGAACUACCCUUGCUGGUAUGAGACAAGCACGGGUGUAUGUAUGACACUGUCACCCUGAACACAUGCACAAUUUGAUUAGAACAGUCUGUCUCCUAUUGCUCUGUUACACUCUCUUACUCUGUAAAACCAUGAGCUUGCCAUUCUGCUUUGUCAAAACAAAGUCCUGAUUGUGUCAGAGUGAAUACAGAUUUGGGUAGCUGCUAAGUAAACAGAUGCCCUAAAGAUUUAUUUUUGUAUUGCUGGUGGGAAAAGUCAGGAAGCAAUAAUUUGAGUGUUCAGUGAUUAACACCCCCCAAAAGUCUAACUCUGUCAGCUGACCUGCUUAUGGGUAGACUUUAUUUUUUUGUCUGAAGAAAACAGAAACCACAAGUAAACUACAUUCUAUGUUCUAUUGUAACUGAUUGAAAUCGGUGCUAAAUAAUGCUACACAUUAGGAUGUCAUAAAAGUUGUUUAGUGUUACUGGCCUCAUUGAGGAAUGCGUGUUGAAGGUACCACAUAUCAGCAGUAAUGCUGCUUAUUCCUGGCUAACUGUUAACUUAUCUAAGUGUAAUGGCAAGUAUGUAUGGCUAAUACUGCAACAGGAGCUGCAAUCCUAACAGUUACUUGUGCUGCAUGAACAUGCUUGUUGGAGAGUGGAAGGCAUAGGCCUACAUUUUUACCCAAACUACUCUAGCAGGAUUUUUUUUCAUUGUCUGGUGGUAUUAUUGGUAUGAAUAUUUCUGUCGUUUGCCUCGUCCCUUUGUGAUGGCAUAUGGGAUCUGUAAUGAGUUGAUGUGCAGCUUCUGUAAUUAAGAGCCACAGGGUCAGCUGGUUUUUCCCAUCAGACCAAAUUCAAUUUAGUGGUGUGAAGUAUUGCAUUUUAGGUAUAAUUCAUAGAAAUUUGCUGACUGGACAAUACAUGUGGUGGAAACCUGCAGAGUCUAGCACUUGAGAACUGAAGUUGCGCUUCCUCUGUGUGGAAGUCUUUGCCUUCUCAAACAGAUGGAAUUCAUUCUACCCCAACACUGACUGAUAACAGAUUGGUUCUGGUGGAAUGUAAUAGUUUUUUAAAACCAGAAACCUGCUAUGAAAUGUACAUCUAAUUGCCAAAAUAAAGGAAACACUUGAGGAAUAAAAGUAUAUUGAAAGCA
Molecule: messenger RNA, 2507 nt
Organism: Oncorhynchus nerka (sockeye salmon)
Lineage: Eukaryota; Metazoa; Chordata; Actinopteri; Salmoniformes; Salmonidae
Product: rho-related GTP-binding protein RhoG-like
Exons: 2
Coding region: 245-820 (191 amino acids)
Biological process (GO): regulation of cell shape; engulfment of apoptotic cell; motor neuron axon guidance
Cellular component (GO): cell projection; cytoskeleton; cytoplasmic vesicle
Molecular function (GO): protein kinase binding; GTP binding; GTPase activity
Source: RefSeq, a predicted model, not a curated record